AUGUGUGACAUGGGGGGAUUGGAUAACCUGGUGGCCAACACGGCCUACCUGAAGGCCCAAGGUGGGGAUGACAAGGAGAUGAAAAAGCGCAGACGCAGCUUGUCUCUGCCCAAGACCGAACAAUGUGUGGUGGUACGGACCGCCAUUGAAAAGGACUUCUCUCAACUGUGCGAGAGGCAGCCUAUCGGCAAGAAGCUCUUCAGACAGUACCUGUCAAGCAACCCCGAGUAUACCAAUGCCGCCAGCUUCUUCGAUGACAUGUAUGACUGGGACCUGGCCGAGGGGGCAGCCAAAGACAAGGCCCGUCAGAACAUCAUUAAGAAGUACUGCAAGGCGGACUCCAAGAACUUCCUCACCUUCCUGCCCCCCGAAUCACAAACCAAGUGCAAGGCUGUGACGGACAAGGACUUCGAUGAUGUGAUGAAAGGCAGCAUCCAAGACGCAGCAAGAGAGUUUCUAAAGGGGAAGCCUUUCACGGAUUACCAGACCACUCCGUUCUUUGACAAAUUCCUCCAAUGGAAAGAGUAUGAGAAGCAGCCCAUCAGUGACAAAUACUUCUACGAGUUCAGAACCUUGGGAAAAGGAGGAUUCGGCGAGGUGUGUGCCGUACAGGUGAAGAACACAGGCCAGAUGUAUGCCUGCAAGAAAUUGUGCAAAAAACGUCUGAAGAAGAAAGGCGGUGAGAAGAUGGCCCUUUUGGAGAAGCAGAUUUUGGAGAAGGUUAACAGCCUGUUUCUAGUCAACUUGUCCUAUGCCUACGACAGCAAGACUCAUCUGUGCCUGGUCAUGACAUUGAUGAAUGGAGGAGAUCUCAAGUACCACAUUUACAACAUUGGCUACGAUGGCAAUGGUGUGGACAAGGGCAUCGAGAUGAAGCGCAUCAUCCACUACACGGCGCAGAUCACCACCGGCAUCCUCCAUCUGCACGAGAUGAACAUCGUGUAUCGAGACAUGAAGCCAGAGAAUGUGCUGCUUGACAGCUUUGGCCAGUGCCGACUCUCAGAUCUGGGUCUUGCCGUUGAGCUCCGCGAAGGAAAGACCAUCACCCAGAUGGCUGGAACCGGAGCCUACAUGGCCCCUGAGCUCCUGACCAAGACCCCCUACAGGACCUCUGUGGACUGGUGGGCCCUGGGCUGCAGUAUCUACGAGAUGGUGGCCGGGUACACGCCGUUCAAAGGUCCCGAGAGCAAAAAGGAGAAGGUGGAGAAAGAGGAGGUGCAGCGCCGCAUUCAGAACGACGAGCCGCCGUGGGAGCACAAGUGCUUCGACGCGGUCACCAAGGACAUCAUCCAGCAGUUCCUCAAGAAGAAGAUCGAGGAGCGCCUGGGCGUCAAGAACAACCUGGAGGACCCCAGGAAGCAUGAAUGGUUUAAGCUGAUCAACUUCCCCCGUCUGGAGGCGGGGCUGGUGGAACCCCCAUGGGUCCCCAAGCCCAACGUGGUCUACGCCAAGGACACCGGCGACAUCGCCGAGUUCUCUGAGAUCAAGGGCAUUGAGUUUGACGGAAACGAUAACAAGUUCUUCAAUGAGUUUGGCACAGGGGCGGUUUCCAUCCCCUGGCAACAGGAAAUGAUUGAGACCGGACUGUUUGACGAGCUCAGUGACCCCAACAGGAAAGAGUCAUCGGCAGGUGGUGGCGGCGGCGAGGGCAAGUCCGGCACCUGCAUCAUGCUGUGAGGAGCCGACAAGUACCCGAUAUCGUCCAUCACAAAUAACACUUGAAACUAGUUUUGAUUUGUUGAUUUGUCCGGUGACUUAAACCCUUUGUCCAUCAGAUGGAUUGCGCAUACAAACAAAGAGAGGAGAAACAGCGCCACAGGGAAAGGUGUAGCAGCCUGUUCUAGUCGGUUGCACGGGGUUUAGAAAUCUACGGCACUUAAUGGAAGGUUUACUGAGAUUUACAUUUAAAACAGGGAGAUGGAUAGAGCAGGUUAUUGUUGAAGUGUGUGUGUGGGUGUGUGUGUGUCGUCACUGGCCUUCAGCUACACUGCAGAUAUUUCUUGAUGUGAUGUAGACCAGUUGGCCCUAAAGCAGAGAACCGGUGAUUGAUAUGUGCUGCUCAUUGGGAGUACUUGAGUUAGAGGAGUACUCGCAGAUGAGAAGCCUACCUUGUAGAUGACUACUUGACUUGAAUAUUCAGUUACAAAAUGUACCAUAUCCCAUCACUAUUUUUUUGUUCUUCAGUGUUUUAUAAAAGUUGCCCUCUUGCAUCCCUUAUAAAAUGAGGCAUCAUAGAGACCAUGUCUUUACAAUCGGAAAGCAUAGGCAAAUAUGUUCACCGUAACCUGCUGACAUCAAACGCAGUGAGUUCCAAUGCUAGAUAUUAAAAUUAGUUUUAUAAAAAUAACAAGAAAAAAGUUUAAUUAUUUCAAAAGGAUGUAUAUGUGUGCAUAAAAUGUAUGCACCGACAGAGAAACUGUUGAGAUGUUUGUUUAAAUGCUAGUUGUGAGUGAAGGCUGUAAAAGGGUUAGCGGCUGCAUGGUUGGUUUGGCUGCGGCUGCUCAGUUCAACUCAGGAGGCUUUUUGGACCUCCAGCCCCGGAGGCUUUUGGACAAACCUAGUCAAGGAACGGCAGUCAUAUGCUGCUCAUGGAGGGAGAGGAGUGUCAGAGGAAUUGGGCAAAACUGUUAAUAUAUUCCUGUACCAGGAUUUUGGGACCCAGGAAUCUGGGGGUGGUGUACCUGUGAAGAUUCAGGCUGUCCAUUCCAAUGAACAUGAGGAUAGUUUCUUUUUUGUUUUUGUCAUUAUGCUGUGCUUGGAUAUGACUCAAACAAAACCGGAGUAUAGUUCAGGUUCUAAACUGUGUUUGAGUUCAUAGAGGAAUGGGUUAGCUUGAACAAAGUAUGCUAUGUAUAAAAAGAAAAUUGUCUCAGGGUUAAUAUUUGAUCCGAUUUGGGAACUUGCAGUUCUUUUCCCGAGUUUUAACAGUAACUUUUGCUGUUAUAUAUAUAUAUAUAUAUUUAUGCCUACAUAUUAAUAUAUUAUCUAAUUAAUACUUGUAAAUAUGACGACAAAGAAGAUAUCCCCAUUAGAAAUGUCAGAUUAAAAAAAUUAGAGAUUUUAUUGAAUCCUGCAUAAUUCGAAUAAUUACAGAAAUAUUUAAAAAUAUAAAAAAAUAUAUAUAUCAAAUAUAAAGUCUGUCUUUAAAUUAUUUUUCCAAAAAAAUAUGUAUUUGUAUGUAACUCAUGUAUAUAGAACAAUAAAUACUCAUAUGUGGGCA
Gadus morhua (Atlantic cod) is the source of this 3220-nucleotide messenger RNA. RefSeq names its product G protein-coupled receptor kinase 7a (gene grk7a). NCBI's taxonomy places the organism in Eukaryota, Metazoa, Chordata, Actinopteri, Gadiformes, Gadidae. The transcript has 4 exons. Gene Ontology annotation, biological process: protein phosphorylation; regulation of signal transduction; signal transduction. Gene Ontology annotation, cellular component: cytoplasm. Bases 1 to 1677 code for a protein of 558 amino acids. Gene Ontology annotation, molecular function: rhodopsin kinase activity; ATP binding. The record is from RefSeq and is a predicted model, not a curated record.